Messenger RNA from Thermothielavioides terrestris NRRL 8126, 671 nucleotides. RefSeq lists its product as uncharacterized. Bases 167 to 403 code for a protein of 78 amino acids. NCBI's taxonomy places the organism in Eukaryota, Fungi, Ascomycota, Sordariomycetes, Sordariales, Chaetomiaceae. The record is from RefSeq and is a predicted model, not a curated record. The transcript has 2 exons.
CAUUCACCCAGUUCGCCCUAGACAACCGGGCUCCCAUUUCAGUUAGGCAUUGCCAUCCAACACAAGCAACCGAGAUUUCUCCAGGCACCUGCAACUGUCCAGCUGUACAACUGCGACUCGAUCGUAUCCAAUUAGCCACAGUUCCAUUUGCAACUCCUCCACGAACAUGCCGUCCGAGAUCAAAGACAAGAACGCCGAGCCCAUCAAUGAAGGCGACCACGUCUUUGCCCGGUCGCGCGGCGGACGACACGAGGGCGAGGUCGAGAAGAUCGUUACCUCAAAGGAGGAGGCCGAGAAGGAGGGCGUGAAGCAUCCGCCCAAGGUCCUCUUCACCGACCAGCACGGCCACAAAGUCGAGCACAACCCGGGGGUGUUGCAGCAUGGGGAAUACAAGCAGAAAUGAGCGGGACGGGGUGGUAGCGGAGAGUGGAUUUGGCACCGCGCAGUGUAGUCAUACAUCAUGGGCAUUGUGUGACCGCGGCGGCCGUCACGGACAUCGUCAGUCUCGGCGAUCGUCAAGGGUAAUUAGUCUAGUGGUCAGGACGCUUCGUUGUGGCUCCGAAUGAUCGCAGCGCGCAACUCUCCGAAGAAACCCCGGUUCGAUUCCGGGAUUGCCCAGCGUUUUUGCUUUGUCGGGGACCUGUUCGACACGCUAUUAGAGACAAUUCGUU